UAUCCCAAUGGAAAAGCCGACAAAUAAUAGAGUUUUGUAACUGAGCUGUGCGUCGAAUCCGUGGCGGAUACCCGACAAAUCUCUCUCAAAGAAACUAAAUCUCUACAAUCAAUGCAUCAACCAUUUCUAUCAGAUUUCGUUGUUUUCUGCUGCUAAUCAUUCUUUCCCCUUUUCCUCAACCCAAAAUCAAUUUCAAUUUCAGGAUCAAACAUCUGUUUUUGUUGUUGCUGUUAUCCAUCCAAUUCAAUUUUCCCGACCUCCAAUGUCGAAACAGAGCUACAGAGUGUGCUUCUGCUUCCGGCGGAGGUUCCGGAUGGCGGCGGCGGAAGCUCCGGCCGAUAUCAAGGCUAUUUUCGAUGAAUACUCAGAAAACGGGGUUAUGAGCGUGGAUCAGAUGCGGCGGUUCCUGGUGGAGGUGCAGAAGGAGGAGAAUUCCACUCUGGAGGAUGCGCAAGCUGUGAUGGAUAGCCUCCAUGAACUGAAGCAUCUUAAUGUAUUUCAUAAGCGAGGGCUUAAUCUCGAGGGUUUUUUCAAGUACUUGUUUGGCGAUGUUAACCCCCCUCUUAAUCCCAAACUCGGGGUUCACCACGAUAUGAAUGCUCCGCUGUCUCAUUACUUUAUAUACACUGGCCAUAAUUCGUAUCUAACAGGAAACCAACUGAGUAGUGACUGUAGUGAUGUUCCUAUCAUAAAUGCACUACAUAAAGGUGUAAGAGUUAUUGAAUUGGACAUAUGGCCGAAUUCAACAAAAGACAAUAUUAAUGUUCUACAUGGGAGGACGCUGACCACUCCGGUUGAACUCCUCAAGUGUCUGAAAUCUAUUAAAGAACACGCUUUUACUGCAUCUGAAUAUCCUGUUGUAAUAACACUUGAAGAUCAUCUUACACCGGAUCUUCAGGCUAAAACGGCAGAGAUGAUAAAUCAAACAUUUGGAGACAUGCUGUUUUCGCCUGGUUCAGAAUGCUUGAGUGAGUUCCCCUCCCCAGAAUCUCUAAAGAAAAGGGUUAUUAUUUCAACGAAGCCACCGAAAGAGUACUUGAAGGCCAAGGAUGUUAAAAUCCAAGAGACUGACUCAAAGAAGGGAACCGAUUCAGCUGCGGAACCUUGGGGGAAAGAAGUCAAAAGCUUUAAAGGUUUUAAAGCCAAUCUUGAUGAAGAUAAGGAUGAUGAUUUAGAUGGGGAAGGUGACGAAGAUGAAGAAGACGAGGAAGAGGAUCUUAAGUCACAGCAGAACACAGCACCUGAAUACAGGCGUUUGAUUGCUAUUCAUGCUGGAAAGGGGAAAGGAGGAAUGGCGGACUGGCUUAGGGUGGAUCCUGACAAAGUGAGACGACUUAGCCUGAGUGAGCCGGAGCUGGAAAAGGCUGUUAUUACUUAUGCCAAAGAUAUUGUGAGGUUUACACAGAAGAACUUGCUGAGAGUCUACCCAAAAGGUAUACGUUUUGACUCUUCCAACUACAAUCCUCUAAUUGGAUGGAUGCAUGGAGCUCAAAUGGUUGCGUUCAAUAUGCAAGGUUAUGGGAGAUCACUGUGGUUGAUGCAUGGCAUGUUCAGGGCGAAUGGUGGUUGUGGAUAUGUUAAGAAACCAGACUUUUUGUUAAAGGGUGGUGGUGAGGUGUUUGAUCCAAGAGCUACAUUACCUGUCAAAACUACUUUGAGGGUGACUGUGUAUAUGGGUGAAGGAUGGUAUUAUGACUUCCGUCAUACUCAUUUCGAUACUUAUUCUCCUCCAGAUUUCUAUGCAAGGGUGGGAAUAGCAGGAGUGCCAGCUGAUGUUGUAAUGAAGAAAACAAAGACGCUUGAAGAUAAUUGGAUACCUACUUGGGACGAAGUUUUUGAGUUUCCACUAACGGUUCCAGAACUGGCGCUGCUUCGUAUUGAAGUUCACGAGUAUGAUAUGUCUGAGAAGGAUGACUUUGCAGGGCAGAUUAGCCUGCCAAUAUCGGAGCUUAGAGAAGGUAUCCGUGCAGUUCCACUUCACUCGCACAAAGGGGUGAGGUACAACUCUGUCAAGCUUCUUAUGCGAUUUCAGUUUAUCUGAUACACACGGGUAUUACUUUCUCCCAAGUUAUUUUUCUUGUUUGAGAUUAAUUGUGAUGUAUAUUUAUGCAACUGUAUUAUUAUUGUUUACUUGUUUGUGAAUUUAUGAAGAGUCAAAUAAUGUAUAGGAGUGUGUGGUAUCGGAGUGUGUUGCGAUGUGGUUCUCAAACCAGAGUUUGUAUGUAUUCUGUUUUAGGAAUAUUUACUUGCUUAAAAUACAAAAUAUUUUCCUCAUUUUUGGUACUAGCUUUAUAAUAUCUAUUCA
Molecule: messenger RNA, 2305 nt
Organism: Erythranthe guttata (spotted monkey flower)
Lineage: Eukaryota; Viridiplantae; Streptophyta; Magnoliopsida; Lamiales; Phrymaceae
Product: phosphoinositide phospholipase C 2
Biological process (GO): phosphatidylinositol-mediated signaling; release of sequestered calcium ion into cytosol; lipid metabolic process
Cellular component (GO): plasma membrane
Molecular function (GO): phosphatidylinositol-4,5-bisphosphate phospholipase C activity
Source: RefSeq, a predicted model, not a curated record